Talaromyces stipitatus ATCC 10500 is the source of this 1260-nucleotide messenger RNA. Its product is annotated as translation factor pelota, putative. Bases 1 to 1260 code for a protein of 419 amino acids. The transcript has 3 exons. The record is from RefSeq and is a predicted model, not a curated record. Gene Ontology annotation, cellular component: cytoplasm. Lineage: Eukaryota; Fungi; Ascomycota; Eurotiomycetes; Eurotiales; Trichocomaceae. Gene Ontology annotation, biological process: nonfunctional rRNA decay; nuclear-transcribed mRNA catabolic process, non-stop decay; ribosome disassembly.
AUGCGACUCAUCAAAAGCAGCAUUGAACACAAUGGCUCCGGGGCCGUUACACUAUGCCCCGAGGAGCCUGAAGAUAUGUGGCAUGCCUAUAAUCUCAUCCGGCCAAACGACCUCCUGCGGGCCAGCGCAAUUCGCAAAGUCACCACAGCACAAGACAGCGGCACAACAGUAUCACAACGAGUACAUCUCAUGCUCCAAAUCCGUGUAAAGGGGCUAGACUUCGACCCAAACAGUUCACAGUUACAUGUAAGCGGGCAAAUCAUGAAUGAGACACAGCAUACAAGAAUAGGGCAACAUCAUACACUCGACCUGGAAUUGCAUCGCAAUUUCACGUUAGAGAAAGAGGUCGGUGCGGAGGGGGAAGGGGUGGGAUGGGAUAGUAUCGCUAUUGAUAUGCUGAAGGAUGCAGUGGAUGAAGGCGGGAAAAGAAGAGCGGAAGCUGUUGCCGUUGUGAUGCAGGAAGGACUGGCUCAUAUAUGCUUCAUCACACAAUUCCAAACGAUAUUAAAACAGAAGGUUGAAAUGUCAAUUCCGCGAAAACGCGCUGGAGGUGGGGACCAUGAUAAGGGACUAUCAAAAUUCUUUCAAGUCACCUUAGACACACUGCUCCGCCAAAUAGAGUUCAAUACAAAUAUAACAUCCAGCAACAAUAACGACGACUCGUCGAGGCCGAUCCUCCUAGCAUCGCCAGGAUUUGUCGCAGCAGGCUUCCAGAAGUAUAUUCAAUCCGCCGCCUCGACAAACAUGCCUUCUUUAAAGAGACUUUUACCGAGUAUCGUGGUAGUGCACUCGGCUUCUGGAUAUCUCCAUUCUCUCUCCGAAGUUCUUCAGUCACCGUCCGUCCGAACGCUGCUGUCAGAUACCAAGUACGCACGAGAAACAAAGUUAAUGGACGACUUUCUAGACCACUUGCGCAAGGACACCAACAAAGCAACCUACGGACCUCGAGAAGUCGAACACGCUGUAGACCAAGGCGCUGUUGGGAGAGGUGGAGGCGUUCUCAUAAUCUCAAACAGAUUAUUCCGUUCGCAAGAUGUGGCCGAGCGGAAGCGCUGGGUUGGGCUAGUUGAUCGUGUGCGCGAAGUUGAAGGCGGAGAAGUUCGCGUAUUGAGCUCAGAUCACGAAAGUGGGAAGCGACUCGAGGGAUUGGGUGGCGUUGCUGCACUUUUGACAUUCCCAGUUGCUGAAGAAGAUUUUAGUUCUGAUGAUGAUGAUAAUGACGCGCAUAACGACCAACAGCAUGCUAUUGAGGCGCAUUAG